Acanthamoeba castellanii str. Neff is the source of this 1131-nucleotide messenger RNA. Its product is annotated as RNA ligase. The record is from RefSeq and is a predicted model, not a curated record. The coding region runs from base 1 to 1131 and encodes 376 amino acids. NCBI's taxonomy places the organism in Eukaryota, Discosea, Longamoebia, Acanthamoebidae. The transcript has 3 exons.
AUGGAGCGACCAACCACGCCCGUAGGCCUGAAAGACGCCUGGAAGGAGUACCCCUCCAUCGACAACGCCAAUGGGCGACUACUCAAGAAAGUUAACCCCAAGGACGCGGAGGGGCGCUGGGUGGCGCUGGAGAAGGUGCACGGCUCCAACUUUUGCUUCAUCUCCAACGGCACCGACCUGCUGGCCGCGCGACGCAACGCCCUGCUCGACCCGGUGGAGACCUUCUUCUCGUGGCAGCUCGUGCGCGACAAGUACGCCACCGCCUUCCACGAACUCUAUCGACUUGUUCGCGACCUUCCCGACCACUCCGACGUCACUGAGGUGUGCGUGUUCGGCGAGCUGUUCGGCGGGGUGUAUCCGCACCCGGAGGUCCAGGAUCUGGGCCACCAGCCCGUCCAGAAGGGCGUCUACUACACGCCCGACCUCGACUUCUACGCCUUUGACAUCCAGCUCGUCCGGCCCGCCGUCGGUGAUGGCGGUGAUGGCGGUGGUGCCGGUGGUGGCCAGGUCGUCAAGUCGUGGCUCGACUUUGACCGCGCGCUGGAGCUGUUUGUGGCGUGCGGCCUGUUCCACGCGCGGCCGCUGGUCGAGGGCACCCUGGCCGAGUGCUUCGCCUUCGACAUCCGCGUCAACUCGACCGUGCCCGCCCUGCUCGGCCUGCCGCCGCUGCCCCACGGCCACAACCAGAUGGAGGGCGUCGUGAUCAAGUCGGUGCACAACGUCGCGCUGCCGAUGGGCAAGCAGCGCCCGGCCGGCGCCGGCGCCGGGCCGCGCGCCAUCUUCAAGAAGAAGAACGCCAAGUUCGAGGAGGUGAACCCCAAGUGCGAGAGCCGGUGGGAGGUGCAGCGAAGGGUGAAGAAGGAGGCGGUCGACACGGUCUACGAGGAGGUGGAGCGCUACAUCACGGUCAACCGCCUGCACAACCUCGAGAGCAAGAUGGGGCCGGUGACGCGCGACAACGCGGGCGAGGCGGCGGCGGCGCUGGCGGCCGACGCGAUGAAGGACCUCAUCGGCGACUACGAGGAGACGUGGGCCGUCAUCGAAGAAGGCGUGCGCGAGGUGGUGCACAAGAACGUGCGCUCCAUGGCCGCCCAGUGGCUCAACGUCCACCUCAACAACGCAUCUACUUGA